This is a messenger RNA of Saccostrea cuccullata (small rock oyster), 537 nucleotides long. RefSeq lists its product as uncharacterized. The coding region runs from base 1 to 537 and encodes 178 amino acids. The transcript has a single exon. The record is from RefSeq and is a predicted model, not a curated record. NCBI's taxonomy places the organism in Eukaryota, Metazoa, Mollusca, Bivalvia, Ostreida, Ostreidae.
AUGAAAAAAGACCCCCAGUACAGCCAGUUAUUUGCUCCCUAUUAUAAAGAGAGUAAAGUGAUUAGAUUCAAGGGAAUAAAAGAAAAGGACCAAACCUUCCAGUUUGAUGACAAGGGUUGUCUACUUUAUUAUGACCCUGAACUUAUCACAGAGAACCGAAACGGAGAUAUUAUUGUUUCCGAUAGGUUAAGCUAUCUUAGUUUUGAACGAUCAUUUCUAGUUGUGAUAGACCGAAAUGGAAGAUAUUGCUUCAGCUACUAUGGAUCACAAUACGAGCCCCGACUGGAACUAGACAUGUGGGGGGUUUGUACAGAUGCACUGUCAAACAUCCUUAUAGCUAACCAAAAUCCUAGCACAGUGCAUAUGAUUAACAAAGAUGGCAAAUUCCUUUCCUUGCUACUGACAACGGAACACGGUUUAAGUGGUCCAUGGGGUCUCAGUUACGACGAUAAAUCUCAUCUUCUGUGGGUUGGAUCUAUUAACGACAACAGGUUGUGUGUGUACAGAUAUAUCGAAAGACAGAAUCACUCUGUAUAA